Molecule: messenger RNA, 504 nt
Organism: Menidia menidia (Atlantic silverside)
Lineage: Eukaryota; Metazoa; Chordata; Actinopteri; Atheriniformes; Atherinopsidae
Source: the annotation of a GenBank genome assembly
AUGGCUUCCUGGCUUUGCUCAAACUGGACUCGUGAGAACAGUGGCAGACCUGUACCCAGCCUCCCAGAAAUCCAGCAGGCCCUGGUUACUAUGGGGGACAAAGAAGACUCAUUUUCAGGUUCCAGGGAGUGGGUCGGAACUUUUGAAGCCUCUCUGGUGCUGGAUUAUUUCUAUGAUGUUUCUUGUAAAUUGGUGCACGUCAGAGCUGGGGGGACUGAGCUGGAAGAUGUUGCUGUAGAAGAGCUCCAUCAGCACUUUGAGAAGCACGGAUGUCCUGUCAUGAUGGGAGGAGACAGAGACAAUUCCUCUAAGGGUGUAUUAGGAGUGUGCACUGGAGACAAGGGGAGCUACUUGCUAGUUGUUGACCCUCACUACUAUGGCUGUCAGCUACAGAGAGAAGAGCUUCAGAGGCGAGGAUGGGUGGGGUGGAAACCGUUAUCCUCCCUGGAUCAGUCCUCAUUUUAUAACCUGUGUAUGCCUCAGACUACCAAAAAGGCCAUAUAA